Molecule: messenger RNA, 2997 nt
Organism: Rhinichthys klamathensis goyatoka
Lineage: Eukaryota; Metazoa; Chordata; Actinopteri; Cypriniformes; Leuciscidae
Gene: cdca2
Product: cell division cycle associated 2
Exons: 13
Coding region: 227-2740 (837 amino acids)
Biological process (GO): regulation of mitotic nuclear division; regulation of chromosome segregation
Cellular component (GO): nucleus; chromosome
Source: RefSeq, a predicted model, not a curated record
GACAACCAGAUGCGUUAGAACUAGCACUCUCUCUUGUCCAGGAAAUACGCAUACAAAUACACAUUUAAAAUUCAGUAAUAUUUAUAUACAGAUGUAUGGUAGAUUAGUGGCUGUAAAAAUACGUUUAUUUUAAGGUCCAUUCAGGUGAUUUCAGCUUCCUUCACAGCGGAAGAAUAUUUGCGUCGUUUUAACGUGCGAUCUAAUUUCUUAUGUACUGGACUCAAGCAUGGAGGAUACUGAAGCCAUGGACAGCAGACCACCACUGGCAGCCCUGUCUCCCUCUCGGCAGAACACUGAAGCUGCUGGAGAUGUGGAUUUCUCCAAACUUACUCCUUCACAGUUUGGCAUAUCAACAGACAGCUUCUUAUCGUCAUCCCAGAUUAAAGAUAAGUCCAGAGUGGCUCAACUGAAGUCUAGGAGGAGAUCCACGAUUGGGGUCCGGGGAUCUCCAGAAACGAACUCUCUUAUCUGCUUCAGAGCCAGACAAGCUGCAAAAACACCUCCUCGAACACCACAGCUUUUGCAGGGGAGUCCGUUUCUUUUACGCUGUGACUCUCUGAAGAAGAAGAUGGCUGCUUUCCAGUGUCUGAUGGAGGAGGAGGACGAAGAGGACGAACAGAAGAAAAAUGAGGAGAAUGGGAGUGCGAAAAAUACUUUGGCUAAAUAUUCUAGGAACGGAAAGGAGAACACGCUGACUAAGCAAAGUCAGUUCACUUCGAUGACGCCGCCUCCCUCUAAGAAACGCUGCUGGGCCCCACCAGUGGAGUGUGAGGACAAGAUUACUGAGACGCCACUCCCCUACCCCACUUUCACAAUACAACAGGAGCAAGGGGUGAAAUGCUCUGAGUCUCAAAACCAGAGGUCUCUAUCUGGUGUGGAUUCAGAUGCAAAGAAUGAGCUUUUGUCUUUACCCAUGCUGUCAAAACCAGAUGUUAAGCCAGCAGAUGAUAACAUGGGCUCCUCUAUGCGCAAGAAGAAGCAGGUUCGUUUUGGGGCACCGCUCUCUCCAGAGUUCUUUGACAAAACCCUCCCUCCCAGUACCCCACUGCAAAAAGGAGGCACCCCAAUGUGUCCUCCAUCAUCUACGGGACUUAAACGCUCUCUGCUGAAGACCCCUCAACGAUGUGAUGCCCCUCUUCCCCAACCUGACUUCAACAGUCCCCAGUUCAAUGGAGCCUCUCCUGUCCUUGUUAUCAACAGACGCAGUGCUGGACUGUUGUACAGUGAUGAAGUAUUUGAAGAGAUCGAGAAGAUAAGUUUUCCCAGUAUGGAGGAAGAGUCUCCCUCACACAAGCCUUCAAAGAACUGCAAGGAUGUACUCUCUGCUGAGGACCCACGGCAGCCUCAGGCGGAAGACUCAGAAGUUAUGAACGCUGCUUUUCAAGAGGAAGAUGAUGAACCUUCAAAUUCACAGACAGAGGAAAAACUGCCAUGUCCCACUAGUGAUCAGCCACUGGCUCUCUCCGUCUCCACAGUAGAGGUGGACCAGGAGUCAGAGUCUUCUGCCAUCUCUGAAAAGACACUUUCAUCCAACUCCAGCACUGAACCAACUCGCUCUCGCAAUAGAAAAAGAAAGCAACCGGGGGAGAUUGAGCCUGAGAAAAGGAGAAGCUCGCGUACUGCAGCAGCUUCUGCUUCAGGAAAGAUGAAGAAGUCGUCAGGAGUAAAUAAACGAUUUGGCAAUAAGGUGGAUCGUUCUCUGUACGGGAAAAGAGACUAUGCUUCAAAAAACCCUCUGCUCAGCCCCAUAUUUGAGACCAUGUCUACCAGUCUCAGCAACACACCAACACAAACCCAAUCAGGAAAGCUAACAGAUGGAGAGCAAGACUGCAUUCAGACACCCAACCUUCCCCAUAGCAAGACAGUUUGCCCCAUGGUAAUUCCGGGUACUCCCUGUUCACAGACCAAUGAGAACGAGCAAACGUUGAGCUCCUCUGUGACAGACACCACUGACAACCAACCAGAUUUGAACGCGGCUUAUUUGGAGCCCUCAGUCGGCACUCAGAGUCCCGCAGGAAGAGUAAACUCAGGGUCUAAGACUUCCAAGGCCAAACGAUACUCUGGGAGGCCUGAGCGCCAACGUCGUAGCUCAGGCGCAGCCAAGAGAAAGGAGCUCAGCAAUACAGCUAUUAACUCCACUACUGAAUCAGAUUAUGAAUUUGGGGAACAAGAUGCUGAGAGCCAAAAGCCAAAUCAAUCUGCAGGUUUGAGCCCAAUGUACCGAGACAGUAUUGAUUGGCCAGUGCGUCAUGAAGCUGAGUGCUCUAAGAACAAGGAAAUUGAGGCUUUGAACAGCUAUGUGCUACCAAAUGAAGACUCCAUAACCACUGAUAGGUUAGAGCAAAAGACACCAAGUAAUAGAAGACGUGGACGUGUCCACACGGUGCUGAACAGUCCUUGUGUAAAGGUCGAUGAGAGUGGUCAAUCAGAGCGAAUUACUGUUGGCAUGUCAGAGAGCAACGCUGGACCUAAAGAGCCCAGUUUGGCCCCCUGGCAGCAGGAUGACUUCAAUAUCGACGACAUCUUGAAACCUGUGGCGAAGAGUCGAGGGUCAGUGCGACGCAGCCUGAGGAACCGGAGGAGCGUGGACCUGCAGGCUGUGGGCCUGGCCUGGGUGGACCACACGUCCCCGGAGCUGAGUAAAGCGGCUCGGAGAAGGACGCGUGGAAGACUCAGCGGAGUGACGGAACCACUCUUCUUUCAGGCCUCUGAGGAACCAACACCAAACUUGGGAGAAUAACUGACCUCAAUCGUUUGUGUCAGUAGCGAUUUACUGUCGAAUAAACUUUUAAUGAAAAGUUUAGUCUUUUAUCUUAUAUGUAUUGUUUUAAAUUAAUUUUUUUUUUUAUGGAUGAAAAUUGCCUCUUAUUAAGAAGAUUGUAUAAUUGUUAGAUUACUUCUGCUCAUUAAAUCUUCAUUUAGAUGAAGGAUCCUGUUUGAAUGGGAUUUUCCCGCGGUGAUCAUUUUGUUUUACAUAAAUGCCUAUCCCAGGACAAC